Heterostelium album PN500 is the source of this 3225-nucleotide messenger RNA. RefSeq lists its product as uncharacterized. Bases 1 to 3225 code for a protein of 1074 amino acids. The transcript has 6 exons. NCBI's taxonomy places the organism in Eukaryota, Evosea, Eumycetozoa, Acytosteliales, Acytosteliaceae. The record is from RefSeq and is a predicted model, not a curated record. Gene Ontology annotation, molecular function: GTPase binding.
AUGGAUAAACUAAAAUCAAUUGGAAAAGGAGGAAAGGAUAGUUUGAUGUCAAAGAUCAAAUCGGGAGGUGGAGCGUCUAGAGAGGAGCAAUCAAAGUUUCAAUUCGAUAUAAAGAUUCAGUUUAUCGAUAAUCUACCGAUUUCAUCUGGUCAGGUAUAUGUCUCUUGGAAGCGUGGAACAAAGUCGUCGAACAAUGGUAAGACCAAACCCAAGGAAGUCACUGACAAGCGUGUCGUAUUCGAACACCCGAUUCAGAUGAUCACAACACUGCUCAAGACUCCAAAGAAGACCUACGAGUCAAAGAAUCUAAGUAUCUCCAUCAAAGAGGAGAAAGGCAAGAAAGCAUCGACCAUCGGAAAGUCAAUCAUCGAUCUCGCCGACUUUACAUCGUCCAGAGACGAGCAAAAGAAGAUUCUACAAAUCAAACCAAAAGCAAAAGGAAAAUCUUCAUUUGCUUUACAUAUGAGUGUAAAAACAACUGAAUUACAAAUGGGUGCAGAUGAAGAACCAAUGACUGAAACAGAUUUAAAUUCAAAUGAUGGAUCUGAUGAUGAAGAGGAAACUGAAGAUUUCAAGGAUGACGAUGAUAUUACAGAGGCAUCAUCGGUUUCAUCUACUAGUACAACCACUCAUAGUGAUCCACCACAGUUGGUAAAGACUGCUUCUUCUUCUUCACUCGGAAGUACAUCAUCUACUUCAUCAACAUCAAAGUCAGCAGUUGUCGAUACAAAGAAAGACAAAGAGAGAGAAAAGGAAAAGGAAAAAGAAAAGGAAAAAGAGAAAGAGAAGGAAAAAGAAAAAGAGAAAUCUAAACUUGCAAGUUUAUUAGGUACCAGCAGUAGCAGUAGUAGCAGUGGCAGUGGUGGUGGUAGUAGUGAUAAGGAUAAAAAGAGAAUACAAGAACUGGAGAAGCAGGUAGACGAUCUAACCAAGGAAUUGGAAUCCAAAAAGAGAAAGGUGAAAGAGUUGAUCGAUGAGAACAUCGACUUUGAAGAUAAAGUCAAGGAUUUAGAGGAUAGAUUGGCAAGUGGAGGAUCUGCACCGGCACCUUCUUCAUCAUCGUCAUCGUCAUCGUCAAAGGAUACCAAGUUGAUUGCCGACUUACAGGAUCAAUUGAAGCAAAAGGACGAUCAACUAAAGCAAAAGGAUGAUCACCUCAGACAAAAGGAAAUUGCAAAUCAAGAACUGACCAACAAGAAUAAGCAGUUGGAGCGCGAGAAGAACUCACCGACAACAGCUUCACCACAGUUGAAUGGACACAGCUCCGAAGAGGUGGAAUCACUCAAGCGAGAGAUACAAACAUUGAAACAAGAAGCUGCAGUCAAUGCCGCGUCAGCUGGUGCCAGUACGAUGAUUGGUGGUGGAACCUUGGAGUUGAAGCGUAAGAUUCAGGAUUUGAAUAGGGAGAUCAAGGAGAAGGACGAUACCAUCUCAAAGUUAAAGAGUGGCGGUGCUUCGCCUGCACCGGCAGCAGCUGCUUCGCCAGCUUCUAGCUCUGUGAGUAUCAACGCCGCUGUUGCGCCACUCGAGAAACAGAUUGGUGAACUCAACAAAACCGUUGCUUCACAGAAGCAGGAGAUUGAGCGUUUGAAUGCCGCUGCUUCCUCUGCUGUGCUGGCGUCAAAGAAGACAUCGAGUGGAAGCAACGAAUCCGCUGAACUCACUCAGUUGAAGCGCGACAAUGUCGAGCUCAAAGACAAGUUGUCCAACGCCAACAACGACCUCAAGAGAGCGAAAGAUCAAAAGGAGAGUGCAGAACGUGAUUUGGAGGAGUUGAGAGAACGUCUUCGUGAUAGCCAAGACAAGGAAGAUGAACUCAGAAGUAGAAUCUCGUCACUCGAGGAUCAGAAUGAACAACUUCAAAACAAGGUGAACAGCAGUCAAACAAUGGCAGCUGCUUCACUCAGUCUUGGUGGUGGCAAGUCAGACAAGAACAAAGACAAGGAGAGAGAAAAGGCUGAGCGACAAGAGCGAGAGAACCUCGAGAGACAACUGUCAGACACAAAGAAAGAGCUGUCAAACGAGAGAGACAAAGUCAGAAAGUACGAGAGAGAAAUUAAGGAUCUCAAGGAUAGAAUCAGACAGUUGGAGUCACAACAACAACAACAACAGUCAUCAUCCUCCGGAAACAGCAGCCCACAAUAUUCGUCAAUGGCCAAAUCAGACCUACAAGAACGUGAGGAAAACAAACUCAUUGAGCAAUGUAUCUAUGUUCAAACUCUUACAUUUAGAGAUGGUGUUGGAGCAUGUGCACAAUCAUUGUAUUCACAACUCCUUGAUCAGAAUGCAUUCAGUAGUGAGAAUACAAGAUUAUUUAACAAAGUAAUCAAUGGUUUAACUCAAACUGUUGAGAAAUCAAUGGAGAAUUCAGGUGAUCUUUGUUAUUGGAUUUCAAAUAUAUCAGGAUUGAUUCAUUUAAUUAAAGAUGGACCAAACAAUAUCGAUAGUGAAACAGAUCCAAUUCUCGAUGGUGUGUUGAUCGAUCAAGAAAUUUCAUCACCAACCUCAACAUCAAGACGAACACCAUCCACCAAUUUUGUAUUCCAACUCGAUUCUCUCUGUAGAGAAGCCUAUUCAUUACUAUUACACAAUAUCUAUAAGAAACUUAAACCAAAGUUAUCAAGUAUUCUAAAUCAAGCAUCUUGUAUAUUAGAUAAAAAGACUAAUAGAUUAUCAUCAACACAAGCACACGCCAAUGAUCUACAAAAGAUUUGUAAGAUAUUAGAAAAGUUUAUGAACUACUUGAAAGACAAAUACGUGUUCAAUUCGAUCAUUCAACAGUUCUUUUCGCAGACAUUCCAUUAUAUCUCGUACACUCUGUUGUGUGAGAUUCUCGAUGGAUCCAACUCGUGCACUCCAAGCGCUGGAUUCAAGAUCAAGCUAAGUCUGUCAAAGAUUGAGGAUUGGGUGGCCUCCAACGAAGAGAGAGAACUCUUGACCUAUUGCAGAACCUAUCUAGGUGCCAUUGCAGAUGCUGCCAAUCUAAUGGUGAUCGAUAAAUCAAUCUUUACCGACACUGAAUCGAUUCAAUCAGCAUUUACCACCCUGAAUGUACUACAAAUUAGAAAGCUUUUGGAGAUUUGGAAACCCGAUCAGCUUUCACCAGAUCCAAUACCAUCAAAUGUAAUUUCAAUGUCCAGAAGCAAUUGGAAUCAACCAACCAGUUCAUUGCAACUCACUGUUGAUCCAUCUGUUUUAAUUUCAAUCACACCAAUCUUGGAUUAA